UCGGCCAUAGAAGCUUGGAGAUAACUCUCUCUCUCUCUCUCUCUCUCUCUCUCUCUCUCUAGAAAUAUGAGUGCCCAGAAGGCUUAGAACGUGAGUCAACGGCAGAACAGUGAGAGCUUUUGCACUCUGGAAUCUAUUCGGGCUCAAAAAGAGAUUUAGAUUAUUAUUAUUAUAAUUUUGGUGGAAUGGUAGUGUGUGGUGCCUCAAGGUGGAGCUGAAUGCUCUAGGUGAGAUAUUAGAUGAGGUUUCAUGGGAGCAAACAAUGACCCAUUUGUUAGUUUGUAGCUUUUAUCAGACGGCAGCAUUGGUUCGUGGAGUUGAUAUCUAACUUGUACAGCUUCGUCCAACAUUGCCAAAGGUUGAUCAUCAUUUGGUGCCUAGAUUCCCCUCCCCCCGGGCCACCCCCAAAAUGAUUUCGUAACAAAAUAUUUGCCAAUCGGAUGAGAAAGUAUUGAAUAUUACUGGUUGCAGGUUGACUGAAGUUUAGAGGUUAUUGUUGAGGUUUCUUUAACAGUGAAAGUGUUUGCAUAUUCAUCGAGUAUGGAGAUUAAAGAGGCUGAGAGGAUAGUAAUUGCUAAGCCAGUGGCUUCAAGACCAACUUGUUCCAGUUUUAGGUCCUUCUCAGAGCUCCUUGCAGGUGCCAUCAAUGCAUCUCCCUCUAAUGCAUGCUCUGAGACAGCAGUUCCUGCCAUUAGACCAAAAACAAUGAGGUUCAAGCCAGUACUAAAACGUGCUCCAGUUGGGGUGGUUUCUUCCCAGGCUGAGAUCACUGAAGCAGCUUGCUGUUCAGCGAAUAAAGUUUUGAAACAAGACAGCAAAUCCACUGUGGUGUACAAACCCUUGGCAAAGCUUGUAUCUAAGACAACUGCUUCUUUCUUGGCUAAUCUGGGUAAUUCCAGUCAUCAGCAAGCACUAGCACAUGUUGAGGCCCUUGCUCAACAUCCAAACGAAGAUAAACACCAUCUUGGAACCCACCUGACCUCUAAUCGUCAUCCUAAUAAUCCACCAUUAGCAGAAAUUGAUCAAAUAGUUCAGCCCUCAAAGGUUGCAAUGCAGAAUUUGGAAGAUGAUCAGAAACAUUUGCCACCCACAACCAAUGGGGAUCGGCCUUCUUAUGAUGGUUAUAAUUGGAGGAAGUAUGGGCAAAAGCAAGUUAAAGGAAGUGAGUUUCCACGAAGUUAUUAUAAAUGCACUCACCCAAAUUGUCCUGUGAAGAAGAAAGUGGAAAGAUCACUUGAUGGCCAGAUAGCUGAAAUUGUCUAUAAGGGUGAGCACAACCAUUCAAAGCCUCAGCCUCCCAAGAGAAAUUCAUCAGGGGCACAAGCGCAGGGAUUUGUAUUGGAUGGGACUGGUCAAGAUACAAGCAAGACAUUAAAUAACAAUACCAAUGAGAGGAAUGAAGGCUCUGAAGGUGGAGUGGAAAAUCUGAAUGAUAUAGGAUUAUCUUCCCAUUCAACUUAUGCAGGAAAAGCUCAAUUAUCAUACGAUCCUGUUUCAACAGGGGCACCUAAUGCUGGUGUUGGAAAUUCUGAAAAUUCAUGUGGUCUUAGUGGAGACUGUGAGGAAGGAAGCAAAGAGGCAGAUGAUGAUGAGCCCAACAGUAAGCGAAGGAAAAGUGAGAGUCAAUCCAAUGAAGCAGUCGCAUCUGGGGAAGGUGUACAAGAGCCUCGCAUUGUUGUGCAGAGUUCAACCGAUUCUGAAAUUUUAGGAGAUGGUUUUCGCUGGAGAAAAUAUGGGCAGAAGGUUGUGAAAGGAAAUCCAUAUCCCAGACAUGUUAAUUAUAAAUGUUAAAGUGAGGUAAUAUCAGAGAGCUACCCUGAAAUUUUUGAAAGUGACAGACCUACACAGAGCUUGGGAACGACACUGCCCAAGGGGAAGGUUUCUGUGUUAUGCCUUGUGUGAUGUUUAAACUAAAAGUGAACCAAUAAUUAUGAACUUUAUGGGUGAAACUCAUUUAUUAUAUUAUUAUUUAUAUUUGUAAUUAUUAUUAUUUGUUCAUUCACUUAUUCAUUCAUUCAUUCCUAACUGGAUAAUUUUUGGUCCUGCAGAAGUUAUUAUAGAUGCACCAGUCUAAAGUGCAAUGUACGGAAGCAUGUGGAAAGGGCAUCAGAUGAUCCCAGAGCUUUCAUCACUACGUAUGAGGGAAAACAUAAUCAUGACAUGCCAAUGAGGACCACAAAUCAUGUGGCAUCUGAACCAGAUUUACAGGCCCCUGCUAAUUAAAAGUACACUGCAGGAUUGGAUCCAUGGAAGGAAAUGAUUUCCCACGCAACAUUCUAUCUUGGCAAAAUAUAUCAAGAGGAGCUUUGUGACACUAGGAACCAAGUUGGCAGAGAGAUUUGGAGAUUUGCCAUGACUGGUCGGUCCAAUAUUAUUUCCAUGAAAUUCCAUUGAGAAGGCUCCUUGACAAAAAAAAAAUGGUUUUCUUUUUUUUAUGUGGGUAACUAGAAUUAUCAGGUGGGGACUCUUUUAUUCUAUUGCAGCUUGUCCUUAGCUUGUAAGUGCAAUUCUACUCUUGCUACUUGUUUCACUUCAUCAGAGUUGCCUUGAAUAAUCUGAUUUUUGAUGCA
Malania oleifera is the source of this 2570-nucleotide messenger RNA. Its product is annotated as WRKY transcription factor 44. NCBI's taxonomy places the organism in Eukaryota, Viridiplantae, Streptophyta, Magnoliopsida, Santalales, Ximeniaceae. The record is from RefSeq and is a predicted model, not a curated record. Gene Ontology annotation, biological process: regulation of DNA-templated transcription. The coding region runs from base 541 to 1791 and encodes 416 amino acids. The transcript is spliced from 7 exons. Gene Ontology annotation, molecular function: DNA-binding transcription factor activity; sequence-specific DNA binding.